Molecule: messenger RNA, 844 nt
Organism: Spodoptera exigua (beet armyworm)
Lineage: Eukaryota; Metazoa; Arthropoda; Insecta; Lepidoptera; Noctuidae
Source: the annotation of a GenBank genome assembly
CGUUGCGAGAAUCGUUGCGAAGCGUUUGCUGCGACUGCGUCCAAGUUUAAUUGCGAAUUUCCUGUAUUUCUCGCAACGUAACACAGUUUAUUAAAGUUUUAACCAAUAUUUACAUAGUAAAUACUUAAAUGGCUGACAAAAAAGUGACCCCGCCGCUGGGCGCGUACCCUCAACCGCAGCCCCCUCAGGGCCCCUUCCUGCCGGCACCACCGCAUCAGGCCGCGCCACAAUAUGGAGUGGCUGGUGGAUCCCCGUACGGCGUGACGUUUGGCGGCGCCGGAGCGGGCGCGGGCGGAGUGUAUGCCCCGCCUCCGUAUGAACAGCUGCAGCACCACCAGGCCAUACCUGCGCUCAGCCAGCAACUGCCGAUGUACAGCCCAGCAGCGGCUAUGUACGCGGCGGCGGCCGGCUACCCCGGCUACAUCGGCUACCCCGUGCAGUACUACCCGUACUACCCCACCGCCGUGCAGCCCUCCAUACAACCACUGCGGCCCACCAUCAUGAUCCCCAAUGGGUUUGAGGCGGGCGGUAGGUUCGAGGGCCUGGCGCAGACGUUGCUGCCGCCCGCGCCGCCCGGCGUGCCGCCGUCCCCCGCCCACCUGGCCGCCAUACAGCCCCACCAAGUGCUGUGGCGCUAGAUAAGGCCGCGGUAGCUAGCCCGACGUUGGAGAUCGCACGCCCGCAAUACUAAAUGCCUUACCUCAGUGAGUGAACACUACCUCACUCACUCACCAACUCACUCAGUGAGGCGACUGGUUACUCAUUCUCCUUCUUUCAUUCACUUGUUUAAAAUCACUGAUUAGAAGUUUUUUAUCUAGAUCUUAAUAAAAGAUGUUUUCUAAUU